CGAGAAGACCCCCAAAGGUGGGGGCAGUCGGCCCGCUGUGCGCUUCCCACUUUUCGCCGGCCUUCGUUUCUUCGCCCCCGCCGGUGGUCGCCCCCCAAUGAUGCAACGCCCGAGGCGCGCCUCGCUUCAUGAUGCUCCAACCGGCCUUCGCCCUCACCACCAGGAAGACUUUCGAGCACCAAGAAAGCACCCCAACUCGAGGGUGUUCACGUGUCGGGCCCCGGGUGCCGCGCAGGAUCGCCAGGCUCCCAGGGGCCCUCCACGGGGGACCCGGGGGACUUUCCACCGCAAAAAAAAAAAACACACGGCUCGGGCAGGGGCGCCCGUCCGGGGGGCAGGCCCCGGGGCCCAGGACCCGGUGCCCGCGGCGAGGGUCUCCCGCCCGCCGCGGGCGCCGCGUGCGCAGCCCCCAUGGCCGGCAAGAGCGGGAAGGCCGGGGCGGCCGAGGCGGCGGCGGCGAGGCGGGGCGGCGGCCGAGGCGGCGGCGGCGACGACGAGGCGGCGGGGGAGGAAGGGGAAGAAGGGGGAGCUCAAGUACUACCUGGCGGCGGGCGGGUGCGUCACGGUGCUGGUCCUGGCGGUCUACCUGGCCCUCGCGGGCGAGGGUGCCGGCGGGCCGCGGGCCUCGGCCUCGAGGGGCUCCGCGAAGGUGAACGACGCCUACUUCGUGGAGCGGGUGUCUUCGGACGCGGCGGCCAACUUCACCGCGAAGGCCAGCCCGUUCUUCGACCGCUGGUCGUAUGCGGAUCUGAGCUACGGUAUGGACGGUGUGGACGUGGUUGGCGCCGCCAUGAUCGGGAUGGCUGGCGCACUGCAGACCUGCGCCGACAAGUCGGACACGGAGGGCGGCGCCAUCCCCGCCAGCUACGACUUCCGGCAGGCGCAGCCCUCUUGCGCUCACGACUCCGUGUACGACCAGGGCAACUGCUCCUCCAGCUACGCCAUCGCGGCUGCCACGAGCCUGUCGUACCGGUUCUGCGCGUCGGACCCGGUCCAGUACAAGGCGCUGCGCCUGUCGCCUCAGCAGGUCGUCUCGUGCGACAAGAAGAGCAGGGGCUGCCAGGGCGGUGGCGCUGACCGGGUCUGGGCCUACAUCGCCCGCAGAGGCCUCUACCCCGAGAGUUGCGUGCCCUUCGCGGGCGCGAAGGAGGCUGCGUGCAAGUCUGACUGUAAGGAGGACCAGAAGCUGAAGUCCCUCGGGCACUGCGCGAUGGGCGGCGAGAAGAACAUCCGGCGGGAGGUCUUCAACUGGGGCCCGGUCGUGGCCUUGGUGUACGUGAAGGACGACUUCCUGGUCUACUCCAGCGGGGUCUACUCGCCGACGGACGCGUCCAUCCAGCAGUACGGCGCCGACGGGCAGCCUCUACAGCAGGCGGUGACGGUGAUCGGCUGGGGCAAGUCCGAGGGGAAGAAGUACUGGCUCGUGGCCAACUCCUGGGGCAAGGGGUGGGGCGAGGAUGGCUACGCGCGCAUCGCGGUGGACACGGUGCUGCGGGAGGGCCUCACGCUGGUGGGCACGCCGGCCACGGCAGAUGCCAUCGAGGCGCAGGCCAGGCAGAAGGAGGAGCAGGCUAGGAAGGCCGAGGAGGCCAAGAAGGAGCGCGCGGCAAGGGAAGAGCGCAUAAAGGAGCAGCGCGCCAAGCGCGAGGCGGAGCGCCGCAGCAUGCAGCGGCAGAUCGAGCACAUGGAGCGCCGGCUCCAGGAGCAGAUCCACGCACCCGCCGUCGGGCGCGAGCGGUGGGCGGACCUGCAGGGCAGCAUGGGCGGGCUGCUCGAGGAGAUGUCCGCCCUGGCGCGGCGCGUCGAGGGCCUGGACGAGAAGGUGCGGCUGCGAUCCGGCGCCUGCGAGGAGCUGGUCAGGCAGAAGACGCGCGACCUGGAGCAGCUGCUCCACGCCCAGCAGCAGAAGCUGGCCAUGUCCGCGGCCACCUCGGAGGAGAUGUCGAAGCGGCUCACCGCCAACGUCCGGAAGCUCGCAAGCGCGGUGGACGCGCAGGGCAGGCGGCUCGGCUCCGUGGAGGAGAGAGCGUCCGCGGCCCCGACGGCGGCGCGAUGCCGCACGCCGACGACAGCGACGCCGGCCCGCCUGAGCAGGAUGGAGAGCCUGCAGGCCAACUUGGAGGAUCCGACGAGUUGCAGACUCUCGCAAUCGUUGCCGCGAAGGAUGGUGGGGCUGGUGGCACGAGCUCACCCACCUCCGCGUAUGAUGCAGGCUGCCAGAUCCGAAAGUUGGGGCAGGGUAGCAGUUGUGUUCGUCCAGUCGCAGGUGUUCGCUGCACUUUGCAUGGGGUGGCUGCAGAACCCAAUGAGUGGAGGAGAGGAGUGA
Messenger RNA from Prorocentrum cordatum, 2326 nucleotides. The record is from the annotation of a GenBank genome assembly. Lineage: Eukaryota; Dinophyceae; Prorocentrales; Prorocentraceae.